Molecule: messenger RNA, 1341 nt
Organism: Jatropha curcas
Lineage: Eukaryota; Viridiplantae; Streptophyta; Magnoliopsida; Malpighiales; Euphorbiaceae
Product: blue copper protein
Cellular component (GO): plasma membrane
Molecular function (GO): electron transfer activity
Source: RefSeq, a predicted model, not a curated record
AGCAAAGGGCACAAACCCAAAGUCAUUUCCUACAGAGUGAAAACAGAGCGACUUACAUUUCAUAACAGAACAAAAACAGAGCAGGGGCGACCUGACCAUUAGGAACACAUUUCAAUGGCAAGAAGAUUGAACAUGGCAUUUCUUGCAUUAAUUUCUAUAGCUGCUUUAAUUCAUAGCUCCGCUGCACAAACAACUCAUGUGGUGGGUGGUUCUCUAGGGUGGGUAAUUCCUCCUGGUGGAGCUUCAGCUUACUCUUCCUGGGCUGCGAACCAAACCUUCGCUGUUGGUGACAUUCUUGUGUUCAAUUUCUUGAACAACCAACAUGAUGUUGUUAAAGUAACAAAGGCGGAUUAUGAUGCUUGCUCAACCAGUAAUCCUAUUUCGUCGGUAUCAACCAGUCCUGCAAGAAUCACCAUCAAUGAAACAGGAGGGCAUUAUUUCUUCUGUAAUUUUAACGGUCAUUGCAGUGCUGGUCAAAAGUUGAUGAUCAAUGUUAGUGCUGCAACUACUACUGCUCCAACUCCUCAACCUUCUUCUUCUCCGGCACCUCAGCCUAGCUCUACCUCUACACCAGUUUCUGCCCCAUCACCAUCACCAGUUUCUAGACAAACAUCAUCACCAUCACCAUCACCAUCACCAGUUUCUACACAAACCUCAUCACCAUCACCAUCACCAUCACCAGUUUCUACGCCACCAUCACCGUCACCAGUUUCUAACCCAUCACCGGCACCGUCCUCGGUUGAGACUUUCACGGUUGGAGACACCCAAGGCUGGGCUGUGGUUGCUAACGCUGCUACAUUUUACCAAAGCUGGGCUUCUAAUAAGACAUUCAACGCCGGAGACGUUUUAGUGUUUAACUACCCAAAUGGAGCUCACGAUGUAGCAGAGGUUACAAAGGAAAAUUAUGAUUCAUGCAAUACUGCAAAUCCAAUCUCUCUUUCCAGCACUCCGCCAACAAGAAUCACCCUCACCGCCGGAGAACAUUUCUAUAUCUGUACCGUUCCCAGCCACUGCACAGCUGGACAAAAGCUAGCAGUUAAUGUUAGUGCUAGCAGCACUGCCCCUCCUUCACCUGGCACCUCCACCACUUCUCCUUCUCCAUCAGGUUCUACUGCCCCUCCUCCACCGAACAGUUCUGCUAGAUCCCUCAGCGUUGCCGGUCUCUCUGCUACCUUCUUCUCUAUCAUUGUAGCAUUUUUGUAUUAGUUUUGAUGGAGAAUUUUGAUUAAUUCUUGUAUUAGUGUGAGAGUAAUUCAUUUUUAUGUGGUUAUAUUUUUCAUACACGGAAGAUUGAGUUCUUAUUUUUUCAUUUAAUAAAGCUGUUUUUCACAUUUCAGCUUA